Molecule: messenger RNA, 903 nt
Organism: Heterobasidion irregulare TC 32-1
Lineage: Eukaryota; Fungi; Basidiomycota; Agaricomycetes; Russulales; Bondarzewiaceae
Exons: 1
Coding region: 1-903 (300 amino acids)
Source: RefSeq, a predicted model, not a curated record
AUGUCCUCCAACGAAUCUCCCUACCUCUCCUCUGCUGACGACACCCUCAUCGACAAACGAACGUCGCUCCCCAGUCACCUCUGCUCCCCCACCGUGUCAGAAGCAGGAGACUUCGAGGCUAUACUCCGUAACGAAGACACUCCCAUGCUCAGUGCAAGGGGACAAGAGUAUCGAAGAGAGGAAGCAGCAAGGAGGUAUCAGGCUCAAGUCGACACUGACGCGGCAGAAGAAGCAGCUGUGGCGCAAAUCCCUGGAUCCCCCGUCAUAGAUAUAUCCACAUCCCCUUCGUCCUCUCCCUCACCGCCCCCUUUGAUCCGUGAAGCUAACGAAGGCGUCAUCUUCCCGGAUAGGGAAACCUAUCUCACGACCCCCGUUGCGUACAUGAUGGGACUUAUCGAGGGGACGCCUAACACAGAGUUCGUGUCAGGACCGACUAGACCGGAGAUUCAGCGAGCGUUGGAAAUCCUGGAAGAAGAAAGAAGUUUUGUUCGACAUGCACAGCGAGCCUUGCAGAUCAGAGAGGGCACGAUCAUUGCCCGUAUCAAUGCAGGGCAACAAAAACUCAUGGGCUUGCAGAACCUUCGAGAUUCCUUUCACCCUGCUGACGACCCUACCCCUUCCACCGAGUAUCACAUGCCUACCACGGCUGUGGUAUCUCGUGCCUUGUCUUCGGCCUCAAAUGGCGCUCCGCUUCACCCGAUGCCGGGGACUUACCCCACAAGGACCGACAGAGAGCGAGACGUAUAUCGGUUUGCACAAGUCUCCCCCCGUUAUCACAUCAUCCCCGCACGUCUCGGCCUCAUCCGCUCCUCGACACGAACCCGACCUCCUCUUCCCUUCACUGAGUACGACUCUAGCGAAUCCGAUACCGCGCCCGUUGUACUCCGCCCUCGUGGAGCUUAG